GUCCAGGGUCUUGGGACUUUCGUUGAGGCCGUUCAAUAAUAAACUCGGUGUGCAUUCAACUGCGACAUUUACAACUUGCGUUGUUUUGACUUUUACAACUUUUCCUAGUAAGCAAUUGUUUUAACUUUAGACUUUAGAAUCAACCUGAUCUUUAUUAUCUCCGCCUCUUUAUUUACUUCAGUCUCUAUUUAUUCAUUUAACCUAUCAUAUCCUAUCAUAUCAUCUCAAAACACUUUCCCUAUUAUCAAGAUAUCAUGCGCGGCAGCGCCGUCUCUUCAACCGCUUUCACCGUGCUCAAACCCCUUUCAAGACUUGGCCGUGCUCGCUUAUCUACCACCUCAACUUAUCGCACCUCCGGACAUCACUACGGAAGCGGCAUUCGCAAGGCCAGCACCGUCACUCUAGCUCAUCAUCAACAAUUCGAGCCUGGUGUCAUUUUGAAAGGGUAUUCCGGACGCGAAUACACCAUCGAAAAUGUUCUGCAGGACAGACAAGACCGCCAGGUCUAUCUGGCUAGAGCAAACGAGAAGAUGUUUGUCUUGAAGAGCUUAUUCGAAAAUGAAUACAACUAUGCUCUUCCUCUACAGCUGAGAUUCAACCACUCGCCUUAUCUCAGAGCCUUGAGAGACACCGUUCCGGACCAGAAAAUGUUUGUCAACGAAUACAUGACGGAUCAUUUACUCAACUUCGCCUUCAAUGAUCUAUCCGUCAAUGUGCAGAAACGUAUACUUCGGGACACGCUCCGAGGGCUUGCUACUCUGCACGACCAAAAUAUUGCUCAUUUAGACAUCAAGGCAAAUAAUAUCAUGAUCGACUACAAGGAAACCUCAGAAGGGGUUAUGGUAGAUCGAGUCCAGCUUUCCGACUUGGAAGAUUCCACUCAUAUCCCACCCGGACAGGCUCUGAGUGGGCUUCGUGUGGGUAAUCAAUUCUGGCGGAGUCCAGAAGCGCACAUGCAAGGCGCCGUCGGCAAGCCCUCUGACAUAUUUUCACUGGCACUAGUGUUUAUUUUCAUGCGCCUCAGAAUGGUUAUAUUCCGCGUCGACAGCGAGCCCAACGCCGAUCUUACCAAGGCCAUACUGGAAAGGCAAAUUUCCACUUUCGCCGAGUGGAAUGAUUUUGAAGCCUUUAUCGAGUACUUGGGUCGAAAGCACCCUCUGGUACGCGAGCUCCGACGCAUGGGCGAUUCAUUCGGCGCGGAGAACCCUCGCAGGCCAUUUUCGCUCUGGAAGAGCGAUAACCUCGACCCCGACUUUAAGGAUCUCAUCAGGAAAAUGACACGAUUCGAUCCCAGGAGGAGAAUCACGGCGCAGGAAGCCCUCGAUCAUGUUUGGUUCCGCGAUGUUGUCGAAGCGUAAUUUGGUUAGGUACCUACACGCGUACCAUUUUGGACACGCCGAUGUUAUUUAAGUGAUCAACAGAUUUAUGCGCAAUGCUUUUUUCUUUCUGGGACGGGCCGGCUAUCAAAGCCCACGGACAGGCAGGACACAAUCAGGAUAUAAGAUUGAAAAAGGGGAAUUUACUCGGAUAGAAAGAUAGACAAAUACCCAAGUACGUACGUAGACUAAUAAUCCUAAUCGCACCGCACCGCGUUAUUCAAUUUAAGGAAGGUACGUCGUCGAAGUCUUAGAAAAAGGGGGAGGGGUCUUCAACGUUACACAUCCCAUAAUCUCUACCCCUAAUUACAUCAUUGAUAGUAUCUUCC
Messenger RNA from Hypoxylon fragiforme, 1705 nucleotides. Its product is annotated as kinase-like protein. Gene Ontology annotation, biological process: protein phosphorylation. Gene Ontology annotation, cellular component: cytoplasm. Gene Ontology annotation, molecular function: protein serine/threonine kinase activity; ATP binding. The record is from RefSeq and is a predicted model, not a curated record. Bases 255 to 1358 code for a protein of 367 amino acids. Lineage: Eukaryota; Fungi; Ascomycota; Sordariomycetes; Xylariales; Hypoxylaceae. The transcript has 4 exons.